Salvia miltiorrhiza (redroot sage) is the source of this 2094-nucleotide messenger RNA. RefSeq lists its product as uncharacterized. The transcript has 14 exons. NCBI's taxonomy places the organism in Eukaryota, Viridiplantae, Streptophyta, Magnoliopsida, Lamiales, Lamiaceae. The record is from RefSeq and is a predicted model, not a curated record. The coding region runs from base 246 to 1889 and encodes 547 amino acids.
CAGAAGAGCCGGAUUCCAGUUCGAGUCUCUCUCUUUCUCUCUCUUCUGAGAAGAAAUAGAAACGUCAUAAACCGUGCUGCUUUUUGAGCCCUUUUUUAAUACUAUGUGACGAUACACAUACACACACAGAUACUUGUAUAUCAAAAUUUCUGUUUUAAUUGCAUGAUUUAUUUGGUAUAUUUUUUUCUAUAAUUCGAGAAGAAGUAAGGGGUGGUCAGGAAAGAUCUUGAUUGCUUGAAUCUCUAAUGGAACAGCUCAUCAACUUCAUUAUAAGACCGCCCAGAGCUGAAUACAAUCCAAAAAAUGAUCUGUUAGAUCAAGAAUUUUUGCUAAAAGGCAAGUGGUACCAGAGGAAAGAUUUGGAGGUUAAAAACAGCCGAGGAGAUGUUCUGCAAUGUAGCCAUUACAUGCCCGUUGUCCCUCCUGAAGGAAAGACACUGCCCUGUGUAAUCUACUGUCAUGGAAAUAGUGGUUGCCGUACAGAUGCCAGUGAAGCUGCUGUUAUAUUAUUGCCAUCAAACAUCACAGUUUUUACUCUCGACUUUUCUGGUUCUGGACUCUCUGGUGGAGAGCAUGUUACUUUGGGUUGGAAUGAAAAAGACGAUCUCAGAGCUGUGGUUGAUUAUCUACGUGCAGAUGGAAAUGUUUCUUUAAUUGGAUUGUGGGGCCGCUCCAUGGGUGCUGUUACUAGCUUGAUGUAUGGAGCCGAGGAUCCUUCAAUUGCAGGAAUGGUUUUGGAUAGCCCCUUUUCGGAUUUGGUUGAUUUGAUGAUGGAACUGGUUGAUACAUACAAAGUUCGGCUCCCCAAAUUCACUGUUAAGUUUGCCAUCCAGUAUAUGAGAAAAGCAAUCCAGAGGAAGGCAAAAUUUGACAUUAUGGAGCUGAACACAAUUAAGGUUGCAAAAUCUUGCUUUGUCCCAGUUCUGUUUGGCCAUGCCAUUGAAGAUGAUUUUAUACAACCCCAUCACUCUGAUCGUGUUUUCGAUGCGUAUGUGGGGGACAAGAAUAUUAUCAAGUUCGAGGGGGAUCACAACUCUCCCCGUCCUCAGUUUUAUUUUGAUUCUAUUAGUAUCUUUUUCAACAAUGUAUUACAACCACCCGAGGACGAAGGAGGAAGUAGAUACUUCGACUUGAGUAACGAUUAUUUCCCCAGGGGUAGAUGGAGCACAGUCCAGGACGUGGAGCUUUCAGAUGAAUUAUUGGGUUCGCCUUCUGGUCCGCCAGCUACUAGCACUGAGGAUGCCAUCAGGCAACUUCGCUCCAGGAGACCUAUGAGUUCGACUGUGGUUCCAGCAGAUAUCUCGUCCAACGAUAAUCCACCUGAUUCCGAGGUGGAGAGUCGGGGCUCUGAUGCUCAACCGUCGACUUCUAACAUGAUAAGCCUUGAAUUCCCCAGAGAUAGUCCGCAUGGCUCGCUUGGGCCUGGAUCAGUAGACGACGACGAAUAUGUCGAGUACUCUCUCGAUAUGUUGGCAGAAUUCCCGAGCAAUGUUGAAGAAGAAGAAAGGAUGUUGAUGGUGGCCAUAUUCGAGUCGUUGAAGGACUCGAAGGAACCAUCACCGGACGUUGGCGGUAGUUCUCUCCCUAAACCGGAACCGGCACCAAAAGAUGAACCAAAAGGCGCAAUCUUAUCACCGGAGACUCCUCCCCAAAAUCCACCACCUUCCGAACCAGAAGCUUCCAAAACUUGCUCUCCUAGCGACACGUCCGCAGUAAAGGACCCGGUGGUCCCACAGACACCCCACGUUGAUGCACCGUCGGAUAACCAUAGGGCAUCGGAUGUCGACAUGGCUGACCGGACGAAAGUCACGGUGGAAGUCGAGAAAAACCCGACGAGCAAUAUCAUAGACGGUUUGUUGCGCCGUUGGGACAUCUUCAGAAACAGAUGAUUUAGGGUUGGAAUUAAGAUUGCAUAUGGUGAGAGUGUCUGAAAUAGUUUAGCAUUUGCAGCAAAACUGCUACCACUUUGAGAUGUGAUGAUGAUAGAUAUGAUGUUCAUUUGUUGUAACUAUGGUUCAUAUUCUUUUUCACUCUUUUGUAUAGGUGAUGCAGAUUUGUUUGACUCCUAAUUGAUCUUCAAAUUAUUGUUGCACA